Ipomoea triloba (trilobed morning glory) is the source of this 521-nucleotide messenger RNA. RefSeq names its product trans-cinnamate 4-monooxygenase-like. Gene Ontology annotation, biological process: lignin metabolic process. The transcript has a single exon. The annotation marks the transcript as partial. Gene Ontology annotation, molecular function: heme binding; iron ion binding; trans-cinnamate 4-monooxygenase activity. The record is from RefSeq and is a predicted model, not a curated record. Lineage: Eukaryota; Viridiplantae; Streptophyta; Magnoliopsida; Solanales; Convolvulaceae.
CUACCUUUUUCUACUAGCACUAGCAAGAAACCAUGGAUCUUCUCCUCUUAGAGAAGACCCUUCUUGGCCUCUUCUUCGCCAUUCUUGUCGCCAUUGUUGUGUCCAAGCUACGCGGCAAGAAGUACAAGCUCCCGCCGGGUCCUCUCCCGGUGCCGGUGUUCGGGAACUGGCUCCAGGUCGGGGAUGACCUGAACCACCGGAAUCUCACCGAUUACGCCAAGAAGUUCGGUGACAUUUUCCUUCUGAGGAUGGGGCAGAGGAACCUGGUGGUGGUGUCGUCGCCGGAGCUAGCGAAGGAGGUUCUCCACACGCAAGGGGUGGAGUUCGGGUCCCGAACCCGGAACGUGGUGUUCGAUAUCUUCACCGGGAAAGGGCAGGACAUGGUGUUCACCGUCUACGGCGACCACUGGCGGAAGAUGCGGCGGAUCAUGACGGUGCCCUUCUUCACCAACAAGGUUGUGCAGCAGUACCGGCGAGGGUGGGAGGACGAGAUCGGGUUGGUGGUGGAGGAGGUGAAGAAG